Messenger RNA from Penicillium brevicompactum, 408 nucleotides. RefSeq lists its product as uncharacterized. The transcript has 2 exons. The record is from RefSeq and is a predicted model, not a curated record. NCBI's taxonomy places the organism in Eukaryota, Fungi, Ascomycota, Eurotiomycetes, Eurotiales, Aspergillaceae. Bases 1 to 408 code for a protein of 135 amino acids.
AUGCAUCUAUCUCUAUUUGCACUCCCUGCCAUCCUCUACGCGCAGCACUCUGCUGCUAGCACUCUGGGCAUUGUUGAUGUUGGGGACCAAUGCAUGAUAUGGUCAAAUGGCAACCAUGGCUGCACGGGCCAUUCGAGUCCAUUUGCCCUGCCAAAUGAAGAAGACUGUUCAAAAUUGGGCGAAGCAGUCAAUGGCACCAGCCGCGACUUGCCAAUGGUGUCCGUCGAGGCAUGUAGUACAGCAGAGGGCCUGCCAGCGGUGUGGAUUCUUUUGGAAAAGACCGGUCGGGUCACUUUUUUCAACAAGCAAGGAAACAUCUCGGCUUGUACAUUGAGUGACGGACUGAGGGUUGGCAGCACAUGCGAUGCUGUGGCUCCAGAAGCUCUUUGGAAUCCGACUCUACAUUGA